Messenger RNA from Paramecium octaurelia, 1746 nucleotides. Lineage: Eukaryota; Ciliophora; Oligohymenophorea; Peniculida; Parameciidae. The record is from the annotation of a GenBank genome assembly.
AUGCACAUAUCAAACAGAAAGCCAAAGUUCGGAAACGAUCUAAACCUACCUACUAUACAUAAUAAAUCUACUCCAAAAAGAAAUAUCAGUUCAGGAUAAACUAAUUUAAAAGCUCAAUUUUCGAAAUGCCAACAAUGUGGUGAUGUAUCAGUUCCAGUUUGUUGCGUCGAUUGCUAUAUUUUAUUGUGCAUAAAUUGUGGAAUAACUCAUUCUAAGCAAAAUUAAUCACAUAACAUAACUAAUUUUCGUGAAGCAUUCAGUUUACUAACAGAUGAAGUUAAAAUUUUAGAUGAUAAAAUUAAAAUUAUAAAUUAAACCAUUAAUAAAAAGAACAACAAUCUGAAGAAUUAGAUAAAUUGUUAGUUAUUUGAAGAAAACUUAUAAAAAAUAAUCUCUUUAAGAAGAUAAGUUGAAUAAUAAAUUUCAAAUUUUUUUGAUAAAAUUUACAAUUAGUAUAUUUACAUGUGGAAUAACUUUAUUGAAUUAUGGGGAUCAAACAAAACCUUCCUGGAUAGAUUGAAUUCUUUCUAAUUAAAGAUUUUAUUAUUUUUAUAGAAUGAGCUAUCAGAUCAGUUAUCAUUGGUAGAGUCACUCUUCAAAGAUAAAGUAAUAUAACAAUCCAAAACCUUGUUAAACUAAUACGAAAAAAGAGAAUAACUAUUGACGAAAGAUGAGGUUUCCAUUAUAUACCCUCCCAGAUUACUUAUAGAUUUGAAUUGCAUCACUAAAUAGCAUUUAUAAUUAUCCUAAAUGGUCUAGCUUAUUGAUUGGUAUGAAGAUGCCAAAGAAGAGCUAUACAAAAUAAGAGGAGUUGAAUAUUCAAGUCUACCUUUAAUCCCAGCAUUCGCUAAGGUUAUGUAUUUGUAUGACCCAGAAACACAGGAGUACUAAAUAGGAGAAUUUUAAGAUCUUAGACAUCAAUAAAUUCCUCAGUUUUUGAAAACUGUGUUUAUGAAUGAUGGAACUGCGUACAUUGUUGGUGGAGCUGAUUCGAAGGGAAGUCCAGUAAGGUCCAUGUUGAAAUGCAAAGAUGGGGAAUUAACAAAUCUAGCACCGUUGCCGAAAGCCAAGAAUCCAACAAAUGGAUUAAUAGUAUUUGAUAAAUACAUUUAUGUUAUCGGAGGUCUUUAAGUUGUGGAUGACAAACUAUAGUGGAGUAGAACGUGUUCAAAGUAUUGCACUUAGGAAAACAAAUGGUAUAAUGUGGAGUCUAUGAAUUAUCCGAAGCCCAAUCAAACCAUCUUUCGGAUUAAUCAUUUUAUUUAUGCUUUUGGAUUUCAAUAACACGAAUUUAUUAACUUUGAAAAGUAUGAUAUAGUUGAAGAGAAGUGGAGUCUGAUUACUUUAUCAUCAACUUCCUUAAAUCCAUUUUUAUUUGGAGGCGGAUAUGCUUCGAUUUAAAUAAAUGAAUUUUAAGCUCUGUUAUUUGGAGGAAAACAAUGGAGCAGAAAAUUCAUUGAUGAUGAAAAAGAAUUCUAUUUUGAUGAUGAAAUUAUUAAAACUGUUUUUUGUUAUGAUUCUAAUUAAAACUCAUUUAUUAGUUUAGGUGAUUGCUUACCUGGAACAGGAGUGUCAUAUGGUGAAUUCUAACCUAUUUGUUAUAAAGACAAAAUCAUACAUUUUGAAGCACCCAUUUCAAAAUAGAGAAAAAUAAGUUAGUUGCUAUAAAUGAUUAAUGUGGUUUAAUUUUAAUUUGUAAAUCAAGUCUUAGAAUGUGAAAUUGUAUAAAUUUUAACUCCAGAUUGA